AUGACCAAUAUCGAAGACGUCGCCGCCGAGACGCCAUAUGGAUUGUCUAAUUUUCAUCAGUGGCAGAAGCUGCUAUCUUACGAUCGUCUCACCAGUAUGGAGGUCGGUUUGGCACAGUAUGCUCGCCAUCAGCAGGUACAACGAGCAGAAAGCAAAUUACGCGGCCUUGCCGAUGACCUUGACGCAUGCGGCAGAAGGGAGCAAAGACCAGGCCUUACAGUCUUCUCUAACACCAUGAGGGCUAACCUCGAUCAUAUUGCGACCGCGAACGAAGGCGUGCUGAACAGUAUACCACCUCAGUACCGACGUUCGAGGAAGAGAGCUUCAUUAGUGGAGAAGUUGUCAAGCACGCCUGAACUGCUGGAACUCAUACUUUUGCAGCUACCUAAUCCAGACCUAAUGCGAGCAACGUCCGUCUGCACAAUGUUCCGCGAUAAUAUCCUCUCCUCCGCAAAAGUGCAGCGGAAACUUGGCUUUCGCGAAGACAAGGGUGGCAAGAUCUACUUCCCAACCCAUGACUUCUGGUUCGCCGAGCUGUUCCUUAACACUGAAGCCGUCGAGCCGAAGGAAGGGAGUGAUCCUGACGAUGCCUGGAUACGGAUACAAGUAAUGAUGGACUCUAUACCAUGCAAGCUGGGUAUAGGCAGCAAGUGUCGAUCGAUGUUCAUAUGCCAACCACCGAUCAAGUCGAUUCAAGCAUACACCAGCUGCUGCGCCGGACCACGCUUCUGGCGACAUCGACCCGGCGAUGAGAGGCCGCCUGCUGAGACCAUCACCUCAGGGACAGGUAUCACAGUUGGCGAUAUUGUGGACACGACUGCACGGCUCAAGGAGAGUCAUAAGUUAUGUCCCGAUGCUUCGCCGUUUGAUCACAACUCUGAUACUGGCUAUGUCAAUGCUCAGGUGUCGUUCGAAACGACGAUCAGAGCGAAAGCAGACGAUCCACUGUACGUUAGGCAGCUGCACAGGCUCACAGACGAGAAGAAGAAGCGGCAAGAUAGAUUGCAAAACCAGCAUCGUAUUGAUGCCUAUGCGGCAGCGAAGAGAACGGCUCGUGAUAAUGGCCGUCCGAUCCCAACAAUGGCUGAGUUCGAAGCAGCGACUACCACGAACGCAACAUGA
Messenger RNA from Recurvomyces mirabilis, 1122 nucleotides. RefSeq lists its product as uncharacterized. Gene Ontology annotation, molecular function: protein binding. NCBI's taxonomy places the organism in Eukaryota, Fungi, Ascomycota, Dothideomycetes, Mycosphaerellales, Teratosphaeriaceae. Bases 1 to 1122 code for a protein of 373 amino acids. The transcript is spliced from 2 exons. The record is from RefSeq and is a predicted model, not a curated record.